Messenger RNA from Cuscuta campestris, 1580 nucleotides. Lineage: Eukaryota; Viridiplantae; Streptophyta; Magnoliopsida; Solanales; Convolvulaceae. The record is from the annotation of a GenBank genome assembly.
AGAAAAGAUUUGAAACCUCUGCCCACUUACAGUACAAAAAAUGGGUUGGUUAUGGCAGUUUCUAUACCUGGGGUUGUUAAUCCAUUUCCAGGCACCCCGGUGCACAUCGUCGUCGUCUUCGUCCUCAUCAUCAUCUUCUACUUCGUCAAUCUCCGAUCUCUUCGAGGACUGGUGCCGGCAACACGGCGGUAAAACAUACUCCUCCGAUCAAGAGAGGAGGCGCCGGCUGAAGGUGUUCGAGGACAACUACGCCUACGUCUCGCGGCACAAUGGCGCCGGUAAUUCCAGCUACACCCUCGCCCUCAACGCCUUCGCAGAUCUCACUCACCACGAGUUCAAAGCCGCUUACUUGGGCCUCUCGGCCUCCGGGAACGAUGGGCUGAUCAGAUUGAACCGUGGUGGGCCGGUCUUGGAUUCUUGGCCCAGUUCCGGAGAUUAUCCUGUUCCAGCUUCGUUGGAUUGGAGGGACAAAGGAGCUGUCACUCAGGUUAAAGAUCAAGGCAGUUGUGGGGCAUGUUGGUCAUUCUCAGCCACAGGUGCAAUAGAGGGUAUAAACCAGAUUGUGACUGGUUCUCUGGUCAGCCUAUCCGAACAAGAGCUUAUUGACUGCGACAAAUCUUACAACAGUGGUUGUGAUGGUGGACUUAUGGAUUAUGCAUACAAGUUUGUCUUAAAAAACAAUGGCAUUGACACUGAAGAGGAUUACCCCUAUCAAGGAACACAAAACACUUGCAACCAAGCUAAGUUGAAAAGACCUAUUGUUAGCAUUGAUGGAUAUAAAGAUGUGCCCUCCAAUAAUGAGAAGCAGCUACUAAAAGCAGUGGCCUCUCAGCCUGUGAGUGUUGGUAUUUGUGGGAGUGAGAGAGCUUUUCAGCUUUAUUCAAAGGGCAUAUUCGAUGGGCCAUGCUCGACGAAUUUAGACCAUGCAGUAUUGAUUGUGGGGUACGGUUCAGAGAAUGGCGACGAUUAUUGGAUCAUAAAGAAUUCUUGGGGGACGAGUUGGGGGAUGAAGGGUUACAUGCACAUGCAGCGUAACACGGGCAGCCCAGAAGGGAUGUGUGGGGUCAACAUGCUCGCGUCUUAUCCCACCAAGACAACCCCUAACCCGCCCGGCCCUCCUCCAGGCCCCACCAGGUGCAGCGUCUUCGCUUACUGUGGCAGCGGCGAGACCUGUUGCUGUUUUUGGAAGGUGUUCGGGAUUUGCCUUUCGUGGAAGUGCUGUGGCGCAUCAGCCGAAUCUGCUUCUUCUGCAGUUUGCUGCAAAGAUGGCAAGCACUGUUGCCCUGGGGAUUACCCUAUAUGUGAUACAACUAACAACCUCUAUCUCAAGAAAAAUGGAAAUGGGACACUUGUAGCACUGCAAGAUGAGAAGGAUGGAUCUUACUACCCAAGUUAAUAGAGAAAUGUGUGUACCAGCUUAUUGAAGUUAUCAAGUUUUGUAGCAAUUAUUUGUCUGUAAGAAAAGUAUGAAGCACAUGAUGAUGGCAUAAGAGCAGCUCUCUUAGUCCAAGAUGGAGGAAGAGGAGGGGGCUUGAAAUUUACUCAUAUACUGUAUACUAUAUUAAACGAUCUACAAAACU